This is a messenger RNA of Condylura cristata (star-nosed mole), 880 nucleotides long. RefSeq names its product BARX homeobox 1 (gene BARX1). Gene Ontology annotation, molecular function: RNA polymerase II transcription regulatory region sequence-specific DNA binding; DNA-binding transcription factor activity, RNA polymerase II-specific. The coding region runs from base 1 to 867 and encodes 288 amino acids. Gene Ontology annotation, cellular component: nucleus. NCBI's taxonomy places the organism in Eukaryota, Metazoa, Chordata, Mammalia, Eulipotyphla, Talpidae. The transcript is spliced from 7 exons. The record is from RefSeq and is a predicted model, not a curated record. Gene Ontology annotation, biological process: regulation of transcription by RNA polymerase II.
AUGACUGUGGUCCCCAAUCAUCUGUUCUGGGACCUGAGACCUUCAGGGCUGCAUGAGUUGGGAAAAGGCAAAGCCUUUUUCCUGCCCCUGGCAACUAUUUAUUCCUCUGACUACCGGCACAGCACCCUACAGUAUCAGGGGUUGCCAAGGAAGAUGUAUCCGCCAGCCACCUGCACACGUCCUGACACCCUCUCAUCUCGGUCUCGCGUCUUGGGUGGCCCUCGCUGUCUCUCACCUUCCGCCGCCGCCGCCGCCGCUGCGGGCGAACUGCUCAAGUUCGGCGUGCAGGCGCUGCUGGCGGCGCGGCCCUUCCAUAGCCACUUGGCUGUGUUGAAGGCCGAUCAGGCAGGGGUGUUUAAGUUCCCGUUGGCGCCACUGGGCUGCUCUGGCCUGGGCUCGGCGCUGCUGGCAGCGGGGCCUGGGCUUCCUGGUGCCCCUGGCACACCGCACCUGCCACUGGAACUGCAGCUUCGAGGGAAGCUGGAGGCAACGGGCGCUGGGGAGCCGGGCACCAAAGCCAAGAAGGGGCGUCGGAGCCGCACCGUGUUCACCGAGCUGCAGCUGAUGGGUCUAGAGAAACGCUUUGAGAAGCAGAAGUACCUCUCCACGCCUGACAGAAUAGAUCUCGCUGAGUCUCUGGGACUGAGCCAGUUGCAGGUGAAGACCUGGUACCAGAAUCGGAGGAUGAAGUGGAAGAAAAUAGUGCUGCAGGGCGGUGGCCUGGAGUCUCCCACCAAGCCGAAGGGGCGGCCCAAGAAGAACUCCAUUCCCACAAGCGAGCAGCUGACCGAGCAGGAGCGCGCCAAGGAGGCAGAGAAGCCAGCCGAGGCUCCUGGAGACGCCAGCGACAGGAGCCGCGAGGACUGAGCCUGGCAGACAG